Molecule: messenger RNA, 1680 nt
Organism: Schistosoma margrebowiei
Lineage: Eukaryota; Metazoa; Platyhelminthes; Trematoda; Strigeidida; Schistosomatidae
Source: the annotation of a GenBank genome assembly
AAAUUAUCAUCCGAAACACAAAUUUUUUUUUUAAAACUACCUACAGUUUCAUUGUGGAUAUCUAGUGAUUAGUGUUUGAAAUCAGUAGUUUCACUAACAUGCAACCUUCAAAAUUUUCCAUAAUUACAAAGUCAUGGCUGACAUCUUGUUCGUUAGUAAUCUAGCCGUGAAGGCCGGGAAGAUGAUUGAAGCUGGCUUCUCAAAAAGUAUCCCGUAUGACAAGAAAGAAUCAUAUGCUGACUUGGUAACUGAAGUGGAUAAAGCUGUGGAGAAUUACAUCUGUCAGGAAAUCCUUGCAUCGUUCCCUACUCACAAAAUUAUUGCAGAGGAAGGGUAUUCUGGAAACGCUGAGCUUACUUGUUCGCCUACAUGGAUAAUCGACCCAAUUGAUGGAACCUCAAAUUUUGUUAGCAGGUUUCCUUUUGUUUGUGUAUCAAUUGCUUACUAUGUUAACAAAGAGCCCGAGCUAGCUGUUGUUUAUAAUCCGAUAUUGAAAUGGCUAUUUCAUGGAAUUCGUAAUCAAGGAGCAUUUCUGAAUGACAAACAAAUCCAUACAUCAAAACUUCAGGAUCUGUCUCAGGCUUUGGUUUUGACCGACUGGGGAGGUGACCGAAAUCCAAGUGUUUUAGAUAUAAAGUCGAACAAUAUUCGCCAAAUAAUAUCGAAAGCCCGUGGUGUGCGCACCAUGGGUUCAGCAGCUUUGCAUAUGUGUCAGAUUGCUGCCGGUAAUGGUGAUAUAUUUUUCGAAUUUGGAAUUCACUGUUGGGAUUAUGCCGCAGCUGUAUUAAUUGUUCGUGAAGCAGGAGGUUUUUGUUGUAAUUUUGACGGUAAACCUGUAGAUUUAAUGGCGAGAAAUGUUAUAUGUGCGGGAACUCCAGAACUAGCUAACGCUCUUAUUCCUCUUAUUCAACCAGUUGGUUACGCGAGAGACUGAUAAAAGAAGCAGAAUCACAUAAAUAUAUCUAUUAAGGAAAAAGGAACCAGAGACAAUCAAAAUUUAGAAUUUUUCAUUUAUUUGUUGGUUAUUUUAAUCUGCUGGCUAGUUUUUUCUAUGUGUUUAUUUACAUUCAGAAAGGUUCAAUGAAAGUUGUACUUUUGUUUUUAGAAAUGCCGUUGUGAUUCCAUCCUUACUUCUUCAAUGCAGCAUUUAUUUUUACUUGUAUGUGUGUAUGUCUAUUUAUCUCUAUCGUGUGUAUCGAAAAAAAGAAAUAUGUGCAUAGAUGGAAAAACUCAAAGAGCUGUUAUAUUACAAUAAUUAGUAGUGUUUAGUUUUAAAUGUUUUUCCCACUUUCCUUUCUAUUAAAAUCGGAUUAUUUUUUCUCACAGCUCAGAAGUUGGUUACUAUUUUCCUAUUGAUACACGCCUUUUUCCGUUCCUGUUGAGUUUUUUCUCAAGAAGUGUUUUUAAAAGCGGUCUCCUCUUUGGAUGACAAACCAGUCACAUUUUAGAAUACAAUUAUGCUUGUUUCUUGUGUUUGACUAGAUGGCGUCUCGCUUGAAUUUUCAAACAAAUUUGGAUAAACCAUAAGACACUUAUAUGUAUCAUUACCAAGGUUUGAUUUGAUAAUUUCGAAUAAAUUGAGCACUGGGUAGAUUGUUAUAAAUAAAUAAUAUAUUUGUAAUAUCCCAAUGAGUAGAAAAUUAGAUUUCCUGACGUUUCGUGACUUAUUGUAAGUCACUU